UGUGAGAUUAGAUAAGAAAGCGAGAGAACGGAGCUCUACUUCAUGGCGAGCUCUUCGUGCUGGGCGGCCACGGCGGCGGCGCCGCCGUCUUCUCUUAAAUCCCUCUCUGGGAACCCUAGCAAGACCCUUAUACUCUCCUCCAGUGGAUCCCUCGUUUCUGCUUCGUUCUCUUCUUCAAAGAAGUUUGAGAGGCUGAGUUGUGCUUGGAGUGCUCCGAAGGCUGUGUACUCCGGUGGGGUCUGGACGCCUCAGCGGGUUGAGAGACAAGAGAUUUGGUCGAUCAGGCAAGAUUUGGAAGUUCCUUCUUCGCCAUACUUCCCGGUGGAGGCACAAGGUGGGCAAGGCCCGCCUCCAAUGGUGAUGGAGCGGUUUCAGAGUGUAAUCAGUCAGCUUUUCCAGCAUAGAAUAAUUCGGUGUGGUGGAGCAGUUGAUGAUGACAUGGCAAACAUCAUUGUGGCACAGCUUCUCUAUCUGGACGCUAUUGAUCCUAAUAAGGAUAUUGUCAUGUAUGUCAACUCUCCUGGAGGAUCAGUGACAGCUGGUAUGGCUAUAUUUGAUACGAUGAGGCAUAUCCGCCCUGAUGUUUCCACUGUUUGUGUUGGGCUUGCUGCUAGCAUGGGCGCUUUCCUUUUGAGUGCUGGAACCAAGGGAAAGCGGUAUAGUUUACCAAACUCUAGAAUAAUGAUUCAUCAACCUCUUGGUGGUGCCCAAGGAGGACAAACAGAUAUCGACAUUCAGGCAAAUGAGAUGCUGCAUCACAAGGCGAAUUUAAAUGGUUACCUUGCCUACCACACUGGCCAAAGUCUAGAGAAAAUCAACCAAGACACUGAUCGGGACUUCUUCAUGAGUGCGAAAGAAGCUAAAGAAUACGGUUUAAUAGAUGGUGUUAUCAUGAACCCUCUCAAAGCUCUUCAACCGCUUCCCGCCACCGAUGAAUAAGAUCUGGAUCACAAUAUUUCAUUUGUGCACUAAUAGUUUUGGAGAAACCUUUCGGUGAUGAUCUAUUUAAAAAUCCGCAGAUAGUUCCAUCGACUUAGUUUUCGGUUCAGUGAGGGACUUUUCAUACUUACUGAAUAUUUGAUAACUGUGUCCUUUCAAUGUUAGACUUUCAUAUACAAAGUCAGAGGAUGAUAUAUUUAUGGUUUA
Molecule: messenger RNA, 1146 nt
Organism: Dioscorea cayenensis subsp. rotundata (Guinea yam)
Lineage: Eukaryota; Viridiplantae; Streptophyta; Magnoliopsida; Dioscoreales; Dioscoreaceae
Product: ATP-dependent Clp protease proteolytic subunit 5, chloroplastic
Exons: 9
Coding region: 43-939 (298 amino acids)
Biological process (GO): protein quality control for misfolded or incompletely synthesized proteins
Cellular component (GO): endopeptidase Clp complex
Molecular function (GO): serine-type endopeptidase activity; ATP-dependent peptidase activity; ATPase binding
Source: RefSeq, a predicted model, not a curated record